This is a messenger RNA of Thlaspi arvense, 525 nucleotides long. Lineage: Eukaryota; Viridiplantae; Streptophyta; Magnoliopsida; Brassicales; Brassicaceae. The record is from the annotation of a GenBank genome assembly.
GUCUUGAUGAUCAUCAAGGGUAUAUUCAGGAGGUAUGAGAAAUGGAACCCUGUUCAUCCUACUUAUGGAGCAUUUUGGGGAAUGGGCAUUGGGAUUGGCUGUGGCGUCGGAUGGGGACCUGGUUUCGGCCCUGAGGUCAUUGGCUACGUCGGUGCCGGCUGCGGCGUCGGUUUCAGUGUUGGUAUAACACUUGCUGGUCUCGGCAUUGGUCUCCCCACGAAUCUUCUUCUUGCAGCUCCUUAUAACACUGCGGAAGCAACUAGAAAGGGUGCGUUUAAGCUGUUUGGUAAAAAUCUCUCAAUCGAUGGUUGGAGCCAUGUUAUGCCUCGAUUUGACGGGUUGCAGAGACAAGUCAGUGAGAUGUGGUGCUCUGGUUUUAACAAGAAGCCUCUCUUCGAUGAUGCAAUUGACAUAAAAAGCUUGCCUUUGUUCAUUUCACAUGAUAGUGAAAGAUUCCGGAGUCAUCUUCUCCUUGUGCGCAAAGGUUUGGAUGACAAGAAUCGUGGAGAUUCAUCUGCUACGUAA